Symbiodinium necroappetens is the source of this 852-nucleotide messenger RNA. NCBI's taxonomy places the organism in Eukaryota, Dinophyceae, Suessiales, Symbiodiniaceae. The record is from the annotation of a GenBank genome assembly.
AUGGCAGUGCCCGGAAGCGAUGGGGAAAUCGCAGUGGUCACUGCCUCCUUGUAUCUUAAAUGUGCAGAUGCCCAGCGGAAGCUCGUUGCCUUGGAGGACUUGGCUCUGGCACUCGAGCAGGGCAAGAAGGCUGCGCCUUUGGAACAGUGGGCUAGAGACAUCUACCGCCGCAUAGCUCUCGCGCUGAAGAGACAAGGUUGGACUGUCCGGGAGGCCUUUGACCUGGUCACCAAAGACCGACGGGCACAGAAGAGUGAAUUCUUCACGCUGGUGAACAGCCUCGAGCUGGGCCUCCGCUCCGAGCAGCUGGAGUGGCUGUGGAAGCUGUCUGACACGAAUGCAGAUGGCCUCCUGGACUACAUCGAGUUCGCUCAGCGCAUCGCGGAGGUGACAGGCAUCAGCACCACAGCCUUCCCAGUUCCCCGAGACGAGGAUGUGCUUGAGCCUCCCAGUCCGGGCCCGCGACCUCCCAUCUCCUUGCUCAACGCGGCGGCCGGCAUGUCCGAAGCUUGGGCCAAUCUUUGCCAAGCUCGGGACCUGUGUGCCCAGCAGGAGCGCAGGUUGAGCCUCGGCGUGGCAGCAACCUCAGCUCGCCCGGCACAUUCGCUGCAGGAGAUCUGCUCCCGUGUCAACGACGCCUUGCGCCGCAAGGGCCAGACGCCGGACGCUCUGUUCGACGCCCUCGCGGGUGGUGGGCAAGAAGUACGUUGGCCGGACUUCCGGGCUCUGUUUGCGCAAAUCGAGCCUUCCUUGGAAGAGUGGCAGCUACAGCAGCUGUGGGCCACCUUCGAUACCAACGCCGACGGCGGCAUUUCCCGCGAGGAGUUCAAGAAGCAGCUUGCGAACGUGCAG